Molecule: messenger RNA, 4105 nt
Organism: Hippocampus comes (tiger tail seahorse)
Lineage: Eukaryota; Metazoa; Chordata; Actinopteri; Syngnathiformes; Syngnathidae
Gene: tmem8b
Product: transmembrane protein 8B
Exons: 13
Coding region: 1173-3575 (800 amino acids)
Cellular component (GO): membrane
Source: RefSeq, a predicted model, not a curated record
CUAAAUAUGUGAUAUUAUCAUGUUAUCACUGCUAAAAUGGUACAGUGUGACGCACUUAAAUCUCAUAUCUCACUGACAGGUGAAUGCUUGCGAAUGUGGCAAAUUUGGGAUUUUCAUCAGGGUGCGUUGCAAAGCUGUUCCCAGGCAGUUUUUACUUAAACUGUUUUUCUUGUCGCCAAGGAAUUUUUGAUGUUCAAGAUUCGCCACGUUUGCAAGUAUUCGUCCCUCAGUAAGAUAUCCGUUUUUGGAAUCCAGCUUGACUUGUAUAGCGGCUCUAGGGCGCCUCGUGGUGUGGAAUGGCCCUGAGAUGACCAGGUGGGAUAUAUUCCAUCCACCGAAUGCCUUAAGCAGAUUUAUUUUCGUGGCUCAAAUGUAGUGUAGGGCAUCAAGAUGCUUGAUGAGGUUGCAUCCAUUUGUCCAUGUCACAGUAGUGGAAUAUGAUUGACAGUAUCAGUUUAGACUCAAUCAACAGAACAUGAUCUAUUAAGUAUUCUGCCCUCCUCAAGUAUUUAUACUUGCAUGCAUCCAUCCAUUUUCUUUAUAGCUUCACCUCGUUGCGGUUGUGGGUGACCUGGACACUAUCCCAGUUGACUUUGGGUCAAGACAGCAGCGUACACACUGGACUGGUCGAUCACAGAGCACGCUUUGCGUACGUAUUAUUUGUAUACACACUGACAGGCCAGAACGUGACGUAUACGCGCACAAUGUAACGUGAUCCCUGACGAAGCAAACUGGUCAUUGGUCAAAAUGUGAGUCAGAGCUGUGAGUGACUUCACAUUCCUGUCAACACUAUUUUGCGGUUUCAACUGUCUCAACAAUCGAUACCCUUGCCAACCGCGAUGAAGCCCAUGAUGAACUUGUCAGUGUGUCACCCUACUGUUGACAUCAUUGCUAGAAAACAUGCGUGACGUGCCCGGCCGCUGCACGUCUCCGUGCGCGCGCCCUCCCCCGCCGACUGCCCAAAACAAAGCUCCCCCACACUCCUUAGCCAACCAGCAGGCGGCGCGCGCCCGUCGUCUGGGUGACGUCAUGCACUAACAGCUGGUCGAUGAGCCAGGGAGAGAAAGGGAGGGAGGAGAGGAGAGGAGAGGGGGGAGGAGGAUGUAAAAAUGUAAAGCGGCAACAGCGAGCUGCACCGCGGCUCGAGCCCACGGCUACGAACACUCGGAAGCAUGUGGAGGGUGGACUGCUGCCCCGUCACGAGGAUGCUGCCCUUCAUCGUUUACACUUUCCUCUGCGUUCCUGUGGAUUGCCUUUUUGUGACUGAAUACUUCACCCGAACGCCUCGUAAGCUCAGUGCUUUCAACUCCUUCGCCAGUGUGGAACUGUUCCACUUCAAUGUGCCUGACGACACCAUAAUGGCCGUAUGGAACCUCAUUACCUUCAAGGAACAAGGCGGUACCUUCGGAGACAGCUGCCCCAAUCGCAAUGUCACUGUGUACUUCAGGUCCGGCGCUCCUCCGGUAAUCAACCCCCUGAACACUCACUUCCCUCGGGAUACGGUCGUCCCAGGAUCUUUCGCGGUGACUCUGACCUGGACGCUCCCGAACCGAACAACGGGGGCGUUCAACGUGACCAGCCCGCUCCCGGGGGACUGGUUCCUGGCUGCGCAUUUACCCAAGGAUGAAGGCAAGAUCUCAGUCAAGGGUUUGUCUGAGGAGUGCCAGUAUCUGUUCCAACCUCAGCUCAUUGUCCAGAGGCUUGUUGGGAUCGCGGUGCUGUAUCCGGGAUACUUCAUUGACCAGAUGAUUCCUGCUCACAACAGAUCUGCUCUUUACAAAGUGUUUGUUCCCAAUUACAUAUCAAAGGUGAAAGUUCAGCUGUUGAACUGCGGCGUGAAGAACAAGAGUGGCGACACUUGUCCCGUGGUGUUGAAGAUAAGAGCGCGGGCGCCCCCGGUGCACAACUCGAGUGCCCUCGACUGCCGCGAGUGGAGCCCCUGUGAGCUGGAUGCCUCGGUGCCUGCCUGGGAGCAAUGGUACUACAUCCUGGUGGAGAGAUACCUCACUAACGCCAACGUCUACUUCCGCAUCGGCGUGCAGGUUACGGACUGCACCAAGUCCAAUGCAUCCAAGGAGCAGUCCCCCGCCAGCUCGUCCAUGAACAUGCCGCAGUCGUUCGGCACGGCGAUGGCACUCUCCCUGUCCGACAGCCUUUCGGCGGUGCCGCCGGCAGGCCCGUGGUACAACGCCACUCAGCCACAAGCGUCCGGGGACAGCGUCAUCUACUUGGCUCCUCCCACCGCCAGCAACCAGUGCUGGCCCAUCCGUCCGACGCUUCGCAACGAGCUGGAUACGUUCUCGGUGCACUUCUACGUCUUCUUUGGUCCAAAUAUUUCCAUUCCGCCGGACAGGGCGGCCGUGUUCGCUAUCAACCUCAUGCCAGUCUUAGACAGCGGCGGCGUUCUCAACAUGGAGCUCAAGCUCAACAUGUCGACGCUUAAAGACAGGAAUGUCACCGUGCAAGGCUGCCUGACUCACGGGAUGCCGCUCUUCCUUUGGCAAAGCUCAUUGUCGAAAUGUGACUCAGAAUCCGUCGCCGGGUUUUUCCUCUCAGUGAACACCUCCACCAAUAUCACCAAGCUCAGGAUUCCAUACCCUCAGACAGGCACGUGGUACCUCAGUCUGCGCUCUCUAUGCGCCGCACAACACGGUUUUGAGGUGUGCUCCAACAUCACUGCAGAGGUGUACAUGCGCGCCUACCUGACGCCGUGCAUCAACGACUGCGGCACGUACGGACAGUGCAAGCUGCUUCGCACCAACAACUACCUUUAUGCCGCGUGUGAAUGCAAAGCAGGCUGGGAAGGCUGGGGAUGCACAGACAAUUCCGAGGCCUACUCGUACAGCUUCCAGCUCCUCUCCACCCUGCUGCUGUGUCUCAGUAACCUCAUGUUCGUCCCGCCGGUGGUCAUCGCCGUGCGCAGCCACUACCUGCUGGAGGCCUCGGUCUACAUCUUCACCAUGUUCUUCUCCACCUUCUACCAUGCGUGUGACCAGCCGGGCAUCGUGGUCUUUUGCAUCAUGGAGUAUGACGUUCUGCAGUUCUGCGAUUUCCUGGGCUCCCUCAUGUCAGUGUGGGUCACGGUCAUCGCCAUGGCGAGGCUGAAGUCCAUCAUUAAACAGGUGCUGUAUUUGCUGGGGGCCAUGUCCCUGUCCAUGGCUUUGCAGUUGGACCGUCACGGUUUGUGGAACCUGCUGGGACCCAGCUUGUUUGCUCUGGGCAUCAUGGCAGUGGCAUGGACGGUGCGCACCGUUCGCCGGCGGCGAUGUUACCCGCCCACCUGGAAGCGCUGGGUGUUCUUCCUCUUCCCGGGCACGGCCAUCGCCACGUCGGCCGUGGCCCUUUACGCCUUCGUGGAGACGGAGGAGAACUACUUCUACAUCCACAGCAUCUGGCACAUGCUGAUUGCCGGCAGCGUGGGCUUCCUGCUGCCGCCCCGCGCCAAACCCGACGCCAAGGUGACGCCGCUGAAGCGCCGGCGAGGCUGCGGCUAUCAGCUGUGCGUCAACGAGCACGAGGAACUGGGCUUGGUGGACCCGGCCAUCAUUUCCAUAAACAGCAUCUGCACCAGCUGAUGAACUCCCGCACUGGCGCCUCCCUCCUCCUCCUCCUUCUACCUUAGUGACACUUCAUUGCCUUCUUUGACUUGGGACGUUCACACACGGGAAAUAAGCCACAGAACUUGAAGAACAGAUGUAAAUACUUUUAUGCAGAUACCGACCCAUGGUCAUCUUCUUGUCGUCAUGGUUACCGUUGUUGGCCCGCCCCCCCCGUGAAGCGACGCGACACCACACGGUUCGGUUGCUACACUGUCCCAACGUUUCUCGCUAAUUGAUCCAUGUCAAGUCCGUUUGAUUUGUAUCGCGCCACUUCACAACAGAAGUUAUCUCGAGGCACUUUACAGAUUGAGCGAGUCAAGAACCACACUCCAGACAUCAUACAGCGGAACCUGAAUUUACCAGACCCUGAACCAAUUCAGCGGGCAAAAAGUAGCUAUCAAAGGCUGACAGUUCCGGAAUUGGUUGCAUUAGCAUUACACGUGUUUCUUGCUAGCACUGCUCUCUCAUCCGAGGUAUAAGAGACGUUACGGUAGACCAGAGCAGCC